AUGGAUCCCUUCAAAUUCUUCCCAUGGAAGCCCACUGAGCUGAAAGCAUGGCUGCGGCAUUCCGACUUUCUGAGGAGGUCUGGAAGCCUCACUCGACUCAAGGCCUCUCGUAUUGAAGGGAAUGGCUAUUGGAUCUUCGCAAAUGAGGCCUUUCGGGGAUGGCACUGGUCCUCAGAACCCUCCAUUCUCUGCCUCACCGGCGAUUCAGGGACGGGCAAAAGUACCAUGGCAGCGUCCAUCGUCUCCUAUCUUCGUCACGCAGAACAUGAGGUCCCCAUCCUGUUCUUCUUCAAUCAGGCCAUUGCUACUCGCCAUGCUCUGCAUAUGCUGCUCAGAGACUGGCUCGCCCAACUAGUCGGAUUUUCAUGGACGGUGGAGGAUGAACCGGGAAGAAUCGUCAGAAACCAAGGAAGACCUCCUGAUGAUGUGUCGGUGGAGGAACUAUGGUCAAUCCUUCUUCGAGGACUGGAGGAAGUUCGUCACGUCCGCAUCUACUGUGUUGCUGAUGGCCUGGACGAAAUGGACCCAUCAUCCAGUGCUCUUCUGGAAAGAUUUCUAGAACUGGGACAUUGCAGACCUAUAACUGUCAAGCUUCUUCUAACCAGUCGUUCGGUGCCUCAUCUACACGGCCUGUUGAGCCAUCCAUCGAUGCAUCAGGUGCGAAUUGACCAUGAGAGGGGGCUCAAGGCGAACAUCUCUUUUUACGUCAGGUCCAGACUGCUGAAAGCAAAACAUAUUCCCGCAGUAGUUUACCCGCUGAUCCAGUCAUGGAUAGAGAGACAAGCCGGGACAUCGUUUCUAUACGCCCAUAUCGCCGUAAAUAGACUGGUCGAGAAUCAGACCAGAAUGGACAUGGCUACGGCACAUCAAGCGCUCUACGUUGUCCCUCGCAGUUUCACAGAUCUCUAUACAGACAUGCUUCGUCAUGCUAUUACAAAAGACCAUAUUCCUCAGAAAGAUCUGCUUGUCAUUCUGCAGCUUGUCACUCACUGUGCCCGACCACUCCGUCUGAAUGAAAUUGCAGAAGCUCUGGACUUUAUGCGGGUGGCGCCUAACGGACUCCCAAAUACAAAGGCCACGGUUCGAGCAUCAUGUGGCCCUCUGCUAGAGGUCUUACCAGACGAAACGGUCCUAGUUAUUCAUCGUUCAGUCACAGACUUUCUGCUGGAUUCAACUCGCAGUGACGACUUCCCCAUCAUCAGCCAAGUCGACACCCAUAACCUGUUGGCAAAAUUGUGCCUGCAAUAUUUGACCAGCGGCUGUCUCAACCCAGUGCCAAUACGAAUCAAAAAGGAGCUUGACCGGUAUGAUAUGGAAGAAGAGUAUCUUUCUCCCAGCUUUCGAAACGGCCUUGAAAAACAACUCCGUGGUCAUCCUAUGUUAGAAUACGCCUUGAAUCACUGGUACUUUCAUGUGUGCCAUUCGAGAUUAAGCGCAGAGAUUCUAGCUCUCCUGGAAGAAUUUCUGAACCCUCGAAAAAAACCGGUGCUUGUAUGGGUCUGCCAUGCUUUCGGACCAGACUAUGCAUUGAAGCCCAUCACACCACUGCACAUCGCGGCCUGGACGGGUAUGACAAACUAUGCCGACAUCCUCCUUCAAGGGGCCUUUGCCAGAAACCCAGACCCUCCUGAUGAAAAGAGACGCACUCUCUUGGGUACUGCCACACGAAGGGGACACACGGAAUUAGCUAAAUUGUUGCUGGAACGUGGCGCGAGUCCUGACCUCGCGGAUAGUGACUGUGUGAAGCCACUUCAUUACGCUGCAAGCGGGGAUCAUCAUUUAAUCGUCAAAACACUGCUUGUUGCCGGACGCAAAACCCUCGAUGCAUUACUCCAGGGCGGGGCAGAUAUAAAUGUGGGUGACUACGAGGGUCGGACGCUGUUGAUGCAAGCUGUUGUAAAACAAGCAGACAUAGCCUUUGAUUUGCUGCGUCAUGGCGCCGACCCAAAUAUCGGCGAUUCCAAGGGAAGUACGCCUCUCCACGAGGUGAUGCAUGGCACCCGCUCACCCCUCCUCGAUGUUGGACAUGACCCGGACAUGGCACUCCUGCUUCUUUGGUCAUUACUGGAACAUGGUGCGUCGAUAUACACUCGCAGAAAGCCCACUGGGGACACACCAUUGCAUACCUUCCUUUCGGCUGGCGGUGACCCUCUCGACCUGCCCCCGCAUCCGGACAACAUAGACUGGAAUGUUGUAGAUGCGACAGGCAAUACACCUCUCCAUUAUGCAAUGGAACACUGUGGUAAAUUCAAGGAGGAGUGCAUCAAAGAUCUAGUCGAUGCGGGUGCAAAAAUCAACCACAUGAACCAUGCCGGGCAGACACCAUUGCACAAGGCGGCCAUGACUAAAAAUCUUCCCAGAGUCCUGCCCAAAAUGCUCAAGCGUGGAGCAGGUAUUGAAUAUUGUGACAAUCGCGGGUACACCGUGCUGUUAUAUGCCUUACACUGUCCAUACAGUGCGGCUAAGAAUGUGUCCUGUCUUGUCAAUGCGGGAGCUGAUGUUUUUGCGAUUGAUAAUAACGGAAAUGGCGCCUUGCAUCAAUUUUGCCGGAAUCCCAUGGACAUGAAUUUGUUUCAGCAACUCAUCGAUGCAGGUUGUGAUAUUCAUGAAGUAAACAAUGUCGGAGACACACUACUACAUACGAUCGCCCGGGAUCCAAGAGAAGGAUCCGUCCAGUUAGCACGCAAACUGGUCGAACUUGGCCUGCCAGGGAACACAGGAAAUAACAGUGGCCAGACUCCAGCACAUAUACUAUGCUCUCAUGAGAAUUACUACCAUGGAUACUCCCUCAGCACCAAUUUUUGUAUGCAAUUGCUGGGCCUGGAAACGGGCAUUGGAUCUGGGAUAAAUUUGGAAGACUGCAAUGGUGUCCGGCCUAUACAUCUGGCAGCCAGCGCCACCGAGGCUUUCAUGGCUAAUCUGAUUAACAAGGGCGUGGAUGUCGAGCCACAGACACACCAGGGACGCAAUGUGCUUCAUAUCGCCGCGGUGGCUGGAGAUGCCAACAUGAUUGGACUCGUUUUGGAAGCAUUGGGCCCCGACAAAUCCGCGGUUGCUUGCAAUCAGCAGGAUGAUUCUGGAUUUACUCCAUUACACGAGGCUUGUAGAUCAGGACGACUGGAAUCCGUGGCGCUACUCCUUCAAGCGGGCGCUCAAGCGACCAGCGCCGACAAAAGUCGCCGGACACCGCUUCAUAUAUGUGCCGAGUUUAGCAAAGGGAACCGUCAUGGAGAUGACAUGUGGGAUGCUUACCGAGGAUGGAGUGGUCACUCAGAGAAGGAGACACUGCGCGUUGGAGACAUUGCGCUUCUUCUGAUAAAACACGGGGCGGAUAUGUUCGCAACCAACGAGCGAUACGGACACACGCCUAUCCAACAUGCGACGAAGCAUAAAUGCGAAGAGAUGAUAGCGGCUCUGGAUCCUGCGAUGAAAGAUGCAGCACUUAGGGACAGUUCUCGUGCACCUAAAUACCGAGAUACGUUCAUGGAAAACUACUUGACACUCCGUCGACGAGACAUCCCGAGUCUGAUCGAUGAGUAUCUAAAGGAUGCGGGAAAAGACGUGGCAAGGCUUGGUCUUAGGCUACUCAACCUGGGUGAAUACAACGGCGUGGAAUACCUGGCUAGCAGGCUGGAAGAACCCCCCAUUGACCUCUUAAAGAAGCUAGCAAUGGGUGGCUUCACACGUCUCUUCGAAGCUAUCGGGCGGAAGUUUCCUGAUUCGUCCUGGAUCAACACAACGGUGUUCAAUGACGAUGAAGACGGGCAUGAGACCACAUCUACAUUCCUCUCAAAAACCUGUGAGAGAAGGGUUCCCAACUUAGACAUGAUCAAAGUCAUGGUCGAGGUCUUUGGUGCAGAUGUCAACCUACAAACCUUGCAAACGAAACGACAAUAUCACACCUUGGAUAAAGUGACCGACAAGAGGCACAACGGAGCUCUGCACAUUCUCGCUGUCGGCAAGCAUUGGUGGCAGACAGAAGCCAUGCCGUAUCUGAUCGAGAGAGGCGCUGAUGUGGACUUGGUCAACGCCAAGGGAGACACGCCACUGCGAAUAGCAAUUGGAGGAGGGUAUUGGCGGGAUAAAACAGUCAAGUUACUUCAUGAUAAUGGGGCAAAUCGAAACGUCCGCCCGCACUUUGAUCCGUUUUUAAUAGGGCCGUUCUAUUGA
This is a messenger RNA of Aspergillus wentii DTO 134E9, 4170 nucleotides long. RefSeq lists its product as uncharacterized. Bases 1 to 4170 code for a protein of 1389 amino acids. NCBI's taxonomy places the organism in Eukaryota, Fungi, Ascomycota, Eurotiomycetes, Eurotiales, Aspergillaceae. The record is from RefSeq and is a predicted model, not a curated record. The transcript has 2 exons. Gene Ontology annotation, molecular function: protein binding.